GAAUAUCUUUUCGGAAAGAUUGAUAUGCAGAUUAAGCUUGUCCCUGGAAAUUCUGCGGGAACGGUCACUGCUUACUAUCUAUCCUCAAAAGGAGCAAACUGGGAUGAGAUAGACUUUGAAUUCUUGGGAAACGUAACUGGUGAACCUUACAUUCUUCACACAAAUGUGUUUUGCCAAGGCAAAGGCAACAGAGAGCAACAAUUCUACCUAUGCUUCUAUGUAGAUGACAUUCCCAUUAGAGAAUUCGAGAACAUGGAGUCUUAUGGCAUUCCGUUCCCUAAGCACCAGCCAAUGAGAAUUUACUCAACCCUUUGGAAUGCCGAUGACUGGGCGACAAGAGGAGGACUUGUGAAGACAGAUUGGAGCCAGGCACCCUUCACUGCUUCCUACACAAAUUUCAAUGACGACAAUGCUUGUAUUUGGACUUAUGGACAAUAUUCUUCUUGCGAUUCAAAUAAUGAUAAUGUUAAUAUUCCAUUUUCAAAUUGGCAUGCUAAAGGCGUCUGGUACUGGGAAAAGCUCGGGUUUGCAGGGAGAGGACAGAUUAAAUGGGUGCAGAAAAACUACAUGAUAUACAAUUAUUGCACAGAUUAUAAACGAUUUCCCCACGGUCUCCCUAAAGAAUGCAAUAUCAAGAAGGAAUUGUUCUAAGGGAGAUGAUCGUCUGUUAUA
This is a messenger RNA of Pistacia vera, 672 nucleotides long. Its product is annotated as probable xyloglucan endotransglucosylase/hydrolase protein 12. Gene Ontology annotation, cellular component: cell wall; apoplast. Gene Ontology annotation, biological process: glucan metabolic process. The transcript has 3 exons. Lineage: Eukaryota; Viridiplantae; Streptophyta; Magnoliopsida; Sapindales; Anacardiaceae. The record is from RefSeq and is a predicted model, not a curated record. Gene Ontology annotation, molecular function: xyloglucan:xyloglucosyl transferase activity; hydrolase activity, hydrolyzing O-glycosyl compounds. The coding region runs from base 25 to 651 and encodes 208 amino acids.